Messenger RNA from Scatophagus argus, 4124 nucleotides. It is a transcript of the gene sp3a, whose product is annotated as sp3a transcription factor. Gene Ontology annotation, molecular function: RNA polymerase II cis-regulatory region sequence-specific DNA binding; DNA-binding transcription factor activity, RNA polymerase II-specific. The transcript is spliced from 7 exons. The coding region runs from base 180 to 2300 and encodes 706 amino acids. Lineage: Eukaryota; Metazoa; Chordata; Actinopteri; Scatophagidae. Gene Ontology annotation, biological process: regulation of transcription by RNA polymerase II. The record is from RefSeq and is a predicted model, not a curated record.
AUGUGACGCAAAUACUCCCCGUCAACACUGGAGGCCCCACCCUUUGUGUUACCUACCGCCCGUCAAUCAAAAUCAAAAAAAAAUCUGAUAGUUAUCAUCUGUUUUUACCCAUAUACAAUCAAUUUAAUGUGCUGAUCAUGCCGAGUGGCUUGUGACCACCAGGACUCUCCAUUCACGUAAUGGCUGAACAGUCGAUGAAACCAGAAGAUAUGGCUGCCAUGGACGUGGACAGCAGUCAAAGCGGCUUCCUGCAGCAGGAGGAGGACAGGGGCAAUCAGGACACUCAGCCAUCACCCCUCGACCUGCUAGCAACCACCUGCACUAAGGUUGGGUCACCGUCGUCAGAGGUGGACAGAGGUGCUGCCGCUGAUGUGACAUCAGAUCCAUCCACGCAGCUUACUGGGACUGAUAAAUGGGAAGUGUUAACACCCACAUCAGCAAAGGAUGAAUCUGGAAUGAUACAGAUCCAAAGUCAAGGAAUAUUAACAUCAAAUGGACAGUACGUACUUCCUCUCCAGAACUUACAGAGUCAGCCAAUCUUUGUGGCGUCGGGAACAGACGCCUCCUCUGCCAAUUCAGUGCCUAACAUUCAGUACCAAGUAAUUCCUCAAAUUCAAACAGCAGAUGGACAGCUGAGCUUCUCCACGUCCAGUGUGGAGGGACCGACUCUGACUCAGGAUGCCACGGGCCAGAUUCAGAUCUUGCCUGAUGGUAGCCAGAGCCUCGGCAUGACAUCAACUGCAAACAUCCUUAAUAACAACCAGAACCUCAUAUCACAGACUGGUCAUGUCCAGCAGAUCCAGGGGGUUUCUAUCGGCAGCUCCACCUUUAACAACCAGGGUCAGGUUGUUACUAAUGUGCCUGUGGGUUUGCCUGGGAACAUUACUUUUGUUCCUAUUAACAGUGUAGACUUGGACUCACUUGGCCUGUCUGGUGCUCAGACUAUAGCAACAGGGGUCACUGCUGAUGGCCAGCUAAUUAUGGCAAGUCAGCCUGUGGAUGGCUCAGAGAGUCUGGCGAAGACAGAUAAUCACCUCUCACAUACACUACCAGUAAAUGAUUCAAAUGCAAAUCCUGAGAUCUAUGUGCCAACGUCUUCCUCUCAGCUACACAUUCCAGCAAACGAGUCAAGCCUGCUGACACAAGACACUUCAUUGUCAUCAGUGGCUACAGAGCAAGCCGACACAACUUCUGGUCUCCAGGAGGGCUUCAUCCAACAAAAUCAGGAGCAGAGUGUCCAGGCGUCCUCAGCUCAGCCCAUCAUCCAACUGCAGCAGGUGCCCAUUCAGACCACCAAUGGCCAGGUGGUUCAGUCUGUGGCAACUGGCGGGCAGGGUCUCCAGAACGUGCAGCUGAUCAACCCGGGAACGUUCAUCAUCCAAGCCCAGACAGUCACUCCAUCAGGUCAGAUACAGUGGCAGACCUUUCAGGUGCAGGGAGUGCAGAAUCUGCAGAACCUUCAGUUGCCCACAACACCACCCCAGCAGAUAACCCUGGCUCCAGUCCAGACCCUGUCACUGGGCUCCAAUCCAGUCAGCAUCAACACGGGGCAGAUCCCCAACCUGCAGACAGUGACGGUCAACUCAAUGGCACAGAAUGAAGGAGACACAGACAACCCUGGAGACAUUCGGAUAAAGGAAGAGCCAGACUCUGGAGACUGGCAACUGAGCACUGACUCCACCCUGAACACAAGCGAUCUGUCCCACCUCCGCGUCAGGUUGGUGGAUGAGGAGGAUCAGUUGGGUCAGGAGGGCAAGAGGCUGCGCAGAGUGGCAUGUACUUGUCCCAACUGUAAAGAGUCGGGUGGGAGAGGAUCCAACACAGGGAAGAAGAAGCAGCACAUCUGUCAUAUUGCAGGCUGUGGGAAAGUAUAUGGGAAGACAUCGCACCUGCGAGCACACCUGCGCUGGCAUUCAGGGGAGCGACCUUUUGUUUGCAGCUGGAUAUUCUGUGGGAAGAGGUUCACACGCAGUGACGAGCUGCAGAGACACAGGAGAACACACACAGGAGAGAAGAAGUUUGUCUGCCCAGAAUGCUCCAAGCGCUUCAUGCGGAGCGACCACCUGGCGAAGCACAUUAAAACUCAUCAGAACAAAAAAGGCGUGAACUCUGGCAGCGCUGUGGUGGCCUCGAUGGAAUCCGCAGGGUCCUCAGACAGUAUCAUCACCAUGGCAGGCGGGACCACCCUCAUCCUCACCAACAUCCAGCAGGGUUCCAGCAACGCCCAGGACAUCCUGGCCAACGCAGAGAACCCUCUCCAGCUCGUCACCACAGUAGCAGCUAGCGAAGUCAUGGAGUGAUUUACGCUUCACUUAUGAACUUCUGCACCCUCUGUCAUACUGUAUACUCUUACCCGCAUUUUUAUUCAAGUUUUGAAGAGAAGUUAAAAUUAUAAAUAUAUAUAUGUAUGUAUAUAUAUAUAUAUAUUUUAACACAUAAAUAGUGGAUCCAUGUUUGUACUCCGUUUUUACUGAGGAAAAACCAGUAGUGGAGACAAAAUGAAGAUAAAGAUAGAGAAAGACAUUGCAGUAAACACACAAGGAAAUGCCUUAUUUUGUACAAUAUUAUGUCAUUGGAAAGUUAGGAUGCCAUUUUUCUUUGAAUCUACUUAUUUUUUGUUAUGUGUCUUUCACAAAAAAAAUAUAUUGGUAAGUUGAGCAACUUUCUCCCUUUUUUUUUCUUUUGGUGAAAUCUUAUGAUGCUCUUGGUAAGCAAAGUUUGUUCCUUAUUUCUUUGAGCAAAGACUGACUCUCACAACAGAGCUAAUUUUAUCCAGCAAAAGUGAUGUUAUUGCUUACGUCCAUGCAAAUUUAUUCAUGUUCUGUGUAUUUUAAAUAAUGCAUUCUUUGUUUCAGUGUGCUCCUUGCAGUCAGUCUGCUUGAGAAUUAGGGAGUCCUCUUUCCUCCAGUUGUUUUAGAAACUUUGCUCAUGCCUAUUACAUUUUGCAGGUGAAUCAAAAACAAUCAAAAUUUUGUAUUGUACAUCCUCUUGAACAUAUACUGUUGAUAUGAUACACAUUAUUUGCUUAUUAAAUAUUUUGACUGAACGGCUAUUUAUAUUUGGCUUUACAUAGAAAAUGCGUUUGUGAUAUGAGAAGUCCAAAAGAUUUCAAACGGCUUCAUUAUAUGUAAUUCAGAUAUGUUUUUGUAAAACCUUUUUUUGAAGGAUAAAAAAAACAAAACACGCAUUGUGAUAUGAAGAGAAAAAAAAGCCAUUGUGUGGAGGUAAUUGCCAAAUCUGACUACAAACUCAGGGUGACUUGUGACUGUGUGAUAUAAGUAGAGCUUAUCACCCCUGUAGCUUCUCAGGCCAUGGUGGGGUGUGGGGAAGAAAUGUUAUUUGAUGGACCAAAAGCUGAAGUGAUUUAAGCUGUCACCAUGUUACCUGUGCUCGUUGAGUUCUACCGUGUUGGGUUUUUUUCCUUCUAUGACCCUUGAUCAUGUUAUAGAAGCAGCUUUGCAGAAUUAUUCCCCUUUGCCAGUCCUAUCAGUUUAGAAGUCAGUGUAUUACUGAAAGCGGUACUCUUUUAACAGCACUGUUCUCAUCACUUUCAUCUUCUUGUUAAGCCUUUUGUACAAAACAUGUUUUGUAUACCUCUACUGAAACUAUCCUUUAUAUACAUGGUUAGUAAAUGUACAACGUGUCUCUCUUUGUGUUGAUACUUUUUCUUUAACUGUCUGUUGCAUUUCCUUGUUUCAUGUUGUGUGUUUUUUAUUUUAUCUGGACUCCAGCUGUUGAAUUGUUAAGUUGAAUACAUAUACACACUGAACAGUGAAUUAUGGUGGUGUAUUUGAUUUGAUUAUGCUUUAUCCUCUGAGUCAGUUAACAAGAUGCUUUUGACACGUUCAAAGAGCAUCUUUGAAAUGUGUCCUCAACAUUGAAGGUUCAUUCUCACUCAGAGAUCCUCUGUAUAAAUAUGUCAAUAUAACAUCACUAUAAACCUUUCUGUUAACACUUGAAUUUCCUUUCAGUUUUGCUUUAUUUUGUUUUAUUGUUUUAUGUAUCGCAAUUGUACAAUGUCUGCUUUCAGAGGGCAGAGUGAUGUUUCGUACUAAAAUGACUAAACAUAAGACAAGUUUGAAUUUUUCCUUAAACUUUUGUUUUGUGUCUUUUCAAAGACUUGA